GAGGCGGUGCGUUAGCUGUUGCAGUGCUGCUAGAGAGCUAGGAGUGGGGAGUGCGUACCUGGGUGCUGUUUGUGUGUGAGAGGAGAAGGGAGACGGAGCUCCGGGAUACAAGGCUGCGGUUCUGUGUCUUUACUGUGUGUGACAGUUCCGGAAUGGAGGGAGACGGAGGCGUGCCUGAAGAUCUCUCCCCUGAAGAGCGAGAGGAACUUUUGAAUAUACGACGAAGAAAAAAAGAGCUCAUUGAUGAUAUUGAGAGACUGAAAUUUGAAAUAGCAGAGGUGAUGACUGAAAUCGAUAAUUUAACAUCUGUAGAAGAAAGUAAAACUACACAAAGAAAUAAACAGAUUGCAAUGGGAAGGAAAAAAUUCAACAUGGACCCCAAAAAGGGCAUUCAGUUCCUCAUAGAGAACGACCUACUGCAAAACACGCCAGAGGAUAUCGCUCAGUUCCUGUACAAAGGGGAAGGGCUCAAUAAGACAGUCAUUGGAGAUUACCUGGGGGAGAGGGAUGAUUUCAACAUCCAUGUCCUUCAGGCGUUUGUUGAACUCCAUGAGUUUGCUGAUUUGAACCUCGUCCAGGCAUUAAGGCAAUUUCUGUGGAGUUUCAGACUACCUGGUGAAGCCCAGAAAAUUGACCGAAUGAUGGAAGCCUUUGCAUCUCGUUACUGUCUAUGCAAUCCUGGUGUUUUUCAGUCAACAGAUACAUGCUAUGUCCUGUCUUUUGCAAUCAUCAUGCUUAACACCAGCUUGCACAAUCCCAAUGUAAGGGAUAAACCAUCUGUAGAGCGGUUUAUAUCUAUGAAUCGUGGUAUUAAUGAAGGUGGGGAUCUUCCAGAGGAAUUAUUACGGAAUUUGUAUGAAAGUAUUAAAAAUGAGCCCUUUAAAAUUCCGGAGGAUGAUGGAAACGACUUGACACACACAUUUUUCAAUCCAGACAGAGAAGGCUGGCUCUUAAAAUUAGGUGGAAGAGUUAAAACUUGGAAGCGCAGGUGGUUUAUCCUGACUGAUAACUGUCUCUAUUAUUUUGAAUACACAACAGAUAAAGAACCAAGAGGUAUAAUUCCUUUGGAAAACCUUAGUAUUAGAGAAGUUGAAGAUCCUCGAAAGCCAAACUGCUUUGAACUGUACAAUCCAAGUCACAAAGGACAAGUAAUAAAAGCCUGCAAAACCGAAGCUGAUGGAAGGGUGGUAGAGGGAAACCAUGUUGUGUACAGAAUAUCGGCACCAACUCCCGAAGAGAAGGAGGAAUGGAUAAAAUCAAUCAAAGCAAGCAUCAGCAGGGAUCCAUUUUAUGACAUGCUGGCAACUAGGAAGAGGAGAAUCGCCAAUAAAAAAUAACUGUGCUCCCUUGACAACAUUGCUGCAAAAAUUUCUAGCAGUUGAAUGCAUGGUACUAACUGACAGUCCAGUGUGAUUUUUGGGUUUCAAAGUUCCACAAAGCUUCAUGGGAAGAAGAGCUACUACCAGAGAGGACUUCUGCUAUAACUAUUAUUGGCCGUUUAUCCUGGUAUAGAAACCUUAUACUGACCUACCCCCUUGAGAAGCUAAACAUUAUUUUCGGGGUUUUUUUUUAUUUGUCAGUUCUUUAACCUUGGGGACAACGUAUUUCCAGAAUUUGACUCUUGACACAAUGUAAAUAACAUCAACUCCUUUGGCUUAAUUGGCGUUAAGCCAAAAACACUACUCCUGAAGAGAAAGAGCGAGAGAGAGAACUUACGUGUAGUAUAUAAAGUCUAUAUAAACAAGUAUUUGCAAAUGUAUAUUCCCUAGAGUGGUAUAUAAAUGGUACUAAAUCCCCUAGUCCCGAUGAGCUACAAUGUUACCUCUGCAUGUUGGCCAUAUAUAUAGGCUAGAUAAUCCUAUGGGUAUCCCAAGGGAUACAUUAUCGAGAGCACAGGUAACACUGCCCCAUCAUGUCACGUGCUGCAGCCUAGAGAUGAACAAACCAAUACUUUCAACAGGGUUCUGGAUCUUUGUAAGCUAUACACCCCCUUUCAACCCUACAGAAUGUGCCUCUGUAUCAUUCUCUUGCCCUAAGCCAACUUACUCUUUGUGAUGCCACAAAGCGUGCCCGCCCUGAGAAACAACAGUGCACUAUUAUAAUCUGAUAAACGCAGCCGCCAAUGCAUGGGAAGCCAUGUUAAGCACACACUGCUUCAGCAAGAAUUCUCCCAUGUUUUCAUAUUGCAAAUUCUCAGCGCUUAUGCCUUAAUGCAUUCCUGCUGCUCAGCGGCCGCCUUGAUAUUUGCCGUAUGUAUAUUUCAAGAGAGAAUGUGUAUGGCUUACAUUUUUUUCACAGACCCGCUUGUGCGGCAACUGACAGGCAGUUAAUGAACCUACCUCAAAUUUCCAUCAGACUUUUUCGUUCGCUAAAUGUUUCAGUAGAAAUUUUAGACGGCUCAAAGGUGCUGACUUUUCUACAUUUUCUGAGACAACUCCUCUGUAAAAUGAAACCAAAAUUCCAAAUGACAGAAUAGUCAGGGGCAGGGGGUGGUUAUACUUUUUUUUCCAUUAAGACUGUAAUCAAAAGUAUGUUAGGCUUAAUUAACCAUAGUCUAUCUAGUUUGUAGUCGCAAUGUACAGGGCAUUUUUUAGUGGUUUUGAGAGAAGCCACACCCCCACCCCCAUUUUUUUCUGGACUAAGUCUGACUAUUGAUUGCUGUGCAAUCUAUUAAUAAUGAACACAUUUUCCCAUUGGUCCCACCUGAGUAUCCAGCAUAUGCUGUUGCGCCAUAAUUGCCUUCCCAGUCAAAUGUGGUAUCUCUGUACUGCAUUGCUGUAAGAGAAUUAGCAGGCACAGGAACAGGGCUCGCACUUUUAUAGUCCAUUAAAGCUUGCACUUCUUUAAGCCACACGAGGCUGAUUCACUGCAGCCGCUAUGCUACUUGGGUGCAGGCACAACACGUAGUGGAUUUUGGUGCCGAGAUGCAUACUCGAGCAUACUCUUUGUGGCUCCGGGUGCAGGCACAGAGAAAAGCUGAUGCCAAUGUAGGGCACUGCCUUAUAGCAGUGUGAGUUCUCUGGGGUAAACUAAUGCCAUUCGAUACUAUUGCAGUGUGAAUUAAUGACCCUUACACACACACAUUUUUCACACGUUUGAGGUUCAAGUGCACCUAAAAGCAUGAGCUAAUCCCAUUAGACUGUAACCGGUUGCACCAACAAGCUUUCAGAUCUGCAUUUUAAGCAUAGUUGUGUUCCACUUCAUUUUUUUGCACCAGACGCACAUUCAAAAUAAACAUUAAAAUAGAGAAAUGCCUGUUAAAACUGUAAACAUGCAAUUUGAAUAGGUUCAUUAUGUUUUUAAAAGAGCUCCCCCUGCUCUGAACAGAACAGCAAAAGCUUAAUUUACUGAUGCAGGAAGCAUCUGCUGGUGUAUCGUAUUGUUGAGCAGUUUUACAGUGGCUUUGCAGUCCCCUAUAACGCCCACGCUGCAGGCUUCUACUUACUGGCUAUAACCAUUCAGAUACUACACCAGUAAGAAGCAAUUUAUCCUUACCACUCCAAUGGUAUAGCCACUAUCUGUAUAUGGUUUUAUAGCAGGGUUGUAGCCAUCUAUCUAACCACACACUAUAAGUCGGUGUUAGUGUUUUUUUUCCCCCCCGCUGUAUUUACCCUUCAGUACAAUCUGCCGGUGACGUUCCAUUGUUCUUUACUAGUAACCCUUUAGUGUCGCCAUGUUAUGUGCUGUAACAUUAACUCCCCCCCCUGUUAUGUGUAAAGGACUUAUUCCAUGUUCAGUUAAUUACAUUUGCUUCAUUCUGUGUCCAUAUAGAGACCCCAGUCUGGUCAUGGGGAAGAUAUAUGAAAUAUGUUUCAAGAUUGAGCUGGCCUAAAUCUUGUACUUGGAGAACUUUUUUUAAAGGUCAUAAAACCCAUUGUUUUGUAUUCUAGGGAAGCAGCGUGAUGCCUCCCCUGUUACACCAGUGCAUUACCCGUGUUAAUAGGUCAUUCAUAGACCUGAAAGGACAGUUCCAAAUAACGUGGUGUUCAUCAUUAUUUAUUUUAGUACAAUUCAGAAUGUUUCUAUUUGCAUUGAAAUAUAAUUUUAAAGUGUAAAUAUUGUAAAGUUGUACAUUAUGUUUGCUUAUGUUGAAGUCAGUUAUUUGCAUGAAGAAUUAUGUAUCUUUCCAGAGAAAAGCUACAAUACAAACUGAUUAUUACAGCAAUGAAUCCUUUGCAGAUAUUGUUCAUAGACUAUCAUUAAAAUGUAUAUUGUUGGAAGA
Messenger RNA from Xenopus tropicalis (tropical clawed frog), 4222 nucleotides. It is a transcript of the gene cyth3, whose product is annotated as cytohesin 3. The record is from RefSeq and is marked provisional. Gene Ontology annotation, biological process: regulation of ARF protein signal transduction. Gene Ontology annotation, cellular component: plasma membrane. Gene Ontology annotation, molecular function: guanyl-nucleotide exchange factor activity. NCBI's taxonomy places the organism in Eukaryota, Metazoa, Chordata, Amphibia, Anura, Pipidae.